AUGGCAGAAGGGUUUCUGAACCCAUCCAAGUCACCGGAACGUUUGGGCCGUGAAUAUUUUGAAAUUUUAUUAUCAAGGUCAUUUUUCCAACAUGCACCUAAUGAUGAAUCAUUGUUUAUCAUGCAUGAUCUGAUGAAUGACUUGGCCACUUUUGUUGCCGGAGAAUGUUUUCUAAGGUUUGACAAUCAUAUGAAGACAAAGACAGAAGCUUUGGCAAAGUAUCGCCAUAUGUCAUUUACUCGCGAUGAGUAUGUAGGUUACCAAAAGUUUGAGGCAUUCAAAGGAGCCAAAAGCUUGAGAACAUUUUUAGCAGUAUCUCUCGGUGUAGAUAAAGGUUGGAGCUACUUUUUCUUAUCUAAUAAGAUUUUGGUUGACUUACUUCCUAGCUUAACAUUAUUAAGGGUUCUUUCUUUGAGUCGUUUUCAAAUAACUGAGGUACCAGAGUUCAUCGGUAGUUUGAAGCACUUGCGGUAUCUUAAUUUAUCUGGAACUAGGAUCGAAGUGUUACCGGAGAACAUUGGCAACCUUUAUAAUCUACAAACAUUGAUUGUUUCUGAUUGCGGAAGUCUGACUAAGUUGCCUGAAAGCUUCUCGAAGCUUAAAAAGUUGCGACAUCUUGAUAUAAGGGAUACUCCGCUUUUGGAGAAGCUGCCAAUGGGGAUUGGUGAGUUGGAAAGCCUUCAGACUCUCACCAAGAUCAUCAUUGAUGGAGAUGAUGGUUUUGCAAUAAAUGAGCUCAAGGGAUUAACAAAUCUCAAUGGGAAAGUUUCCAUUGAGGGAUUGCACAAAGUGCAAAGCGCAAAGCAUGCACGGGAGGCGGACUUAUCUCUAAAAAAGAUUACUGGAUUAGAGCUGCAAUGGGUUGAUGUGUUUGAUGGCUCACGAAUGGAUACACUUGAAGAGGAAGUUCUCAAUGAGCUGAAACCUAAUAGUGAUACAUUGAAAACGCUUUCAGUCGUGUCAUACGGGGGAACACAAAUUUCAAAUUGGGUUGGUGAUCGCUCUUUUCAUGAGUUGGUUAAUGUGUGUAUACGUGAUUGUAGAAAAUGCAAAUCUCUACCCUCAUUCGGGUUGCUCCCUUCGCUUAAGAGGUUGCAGAUUCAAGGCAUGGAUGAGGUUAAAAUCAUAGGUUUGGAGUUAACCGGAAAUGAUGUUAACGCCUUCCGUUCACUUGAAGUUCUAACAUUUGAAGAUAUGUUUGGAUGGGAGGGGUGGUCAACAAAAAAUGAGGGUUUAGCAGCAGUGUUUCCAUGCCUUAAAGAGCUUUAUGUAGAGAAUUGUCCACAGUUGAUUAAUGUCUCACUUCAAGCACUGCCUUCACUCAAGGUUCUUGAAAUUGGUAGUUGUGGUGAUGGUGUGCUGAGAAGUCUGGUUCAUGUAGCUUCAUCAGUCACUAAAUUGAAAAUAAGUGAUGUAUCAGGGCUUACAUAUGAGGUGUGGAGAGGAGUUAUAAGGUAUCUUAAGGAAGUUGAAGGAUUAAGUAUCGGGAGAUGUAAAGAAAUAAAAUACUUGUGGGAAUCAGAAACAGAGGCAAGUAAGCUUCUUGUGAGAUUAAAGGAAUUGAGUUUACAUAGAUGUUCAGGUUUGGUAAGUUUAGAAGAGAAAGAGGAGGAUGGCAAUUUUGGGAGCAGCACCGACCUGUUAUCUCUUAGAAGUUUGUAUGUAAAUUCUUGUAGAAGCAUAAAGCGUUUAUGCUGUCCAAAUAGCAUUGAGAGUUUGGGAAUUGUUGAUUGUUCAGUUAUUACAGAUGUCUACCUCCCAAAAGAAGGAGGGAAUAAGCUCAAAUCACUUAGUAUACGCAGAUGUGAAAAACUUGAGGGAAAAAUCAACAACACAAGCAUGCCAAUGCUUGAAACCCUAGAUAUUGAUAAAUGGGAAAAUCUAAGAUCAAUCAGUGAAUUGAGUAACUCCACUCACCUCACCAGCCUGGAGAUAAUAGAAUGCCCACAUAUCGUGUCACUUCCAGAGCUUCAGUUAUCAAACCUCACCCGUUUGUCAAUUUGUUAUUGUGAAAGUCUGGUGUCAUUACCUGAGCUAUCGAAUAUCACCAGUUUGUUAGUUAGAAAUUGUAAAAGUCUGGAGUCAUUACCUGAGCUAUCAAACCUCACCAGUUUGUCAAUUAGUAAUUGUGAACGUCUGGUGUCAUUACCUGAGCUAAAGAAUCUCGCCUUGUUAAAAGAUCUGCAAAUCAGAAGGUGUCCAGGUAUUGAUGUUUCCAUUUAUGGUGGGCGUUGGCCUCCCAAAUUGUGUUCCCUUGCAAUAGGGGGGUUGAAGAAGCCCAUAUCAGAGUGGGGGGAUCUGAAUUUUCCAACUUCCCUUGUUGACCUAACGUUAUUUGGUGAACCCAAUGUGAGGAAUUUUAGUCAGUUGUCCCACCUUUUCCCUUCUUCUCUUAUAUCUCUGGACAUAUCCGAAUUUGAUAAUCUGGAAUCACUAUCAAUGGGACUCCAACACCUCACAUCUCUUCACCAUCUUAAAAUUUGGAAUUGCCCAAAGGUGAAAGAUCUACCAGAGAUGCUUUUACCUUCACUUUUGAAUUUGAGAAUUGUUGGAUGCCCAAAAUUGAAAGAAAGGUGUGAAGGAAGAGGCUCCCACUACUGGCCCCUCAUCUCUCAUAUCCCCUGCGUCGACAUAUAA
Messenger RNA from Helianthus annuus (common sunflower), 2637 nucleotides. RefSeq names its product putative disease resistance protein At3g14460. The record is from RefSeq and is a predicted model, not a curated record. The coding region runs from base 1 to 2637 and encodes 878 amino acids. NCBI's taxonomy places the organism in Eukaryota, Viridiplantae, Streptophyta, Magnoliopsida, Asterales, Asteraceae. The transcript has a single exon.